Molecule: messenger RNA, 4552 nt
Organism: Erinaceus europaeus (western European hedgehog)
Lineage: Eukaryota; Metazoa; Chordata; Mammalia; Eulipotyphla; Erinaceidae
Gene: PIWIL2
Product: piwi like RNA-mediated gene silencing 2
Exons: 22
Coding region: 23-2938 (971 amino acids)
Biological process (GO): regulatory ncRNA-mediated gene silencing
Cellular component (GO): P granule
Molecular function (GO): protein binding; piRNA binding
Source: RefSeq, a predicted model, not a curated record
AUCAACACUCAGCAACCUAUCAAUGGAUCCUGUUCGACCGCCCUUCAGGGGUCCUCCCCCUGUGUACCCUUCUCAUUGUAUACGGAUGCCAGGCUCUUGGCCACAAGCUCCUAAACCUUUGGACUCAGCUCUCCAUAAGGCAGGACCUGUAGGCAGAGGCUUUGCAUUUGGAAAGCCAGAGGAGCCAAGCCCACAGAAUGGGCUACAACAGAAGGAAUCUAUGGGUUUGAUCUCCAUGUUCCGAGGACUGGGUAUUGAAACGGUGUCCCAAAGUCCUCUGAAAAGGGAAAUGCCUCAUUUAGGUAGAGGCAUUUUAGGUCGAGGUUUAUCUACCAGUGUGGUGCACAAGGACAAAGAGGAACCUCGUCCUGCUUUUCCAGAUCCUUCAGUGUUGGCAGCGGGUGAUAACAAGAUGGCAGAGGCAUCUGUUGGUUGGAGUAGAAUGCUUGGAAGAGGUAAUUCGGAUGCGUCUUUAUUACCUUUGGGAAGAGCAGUUUGUGGUAUAGGCAGAGGAAUAUUUAAGACUCCCAAGGCUCCAGGCCCGAUUGCUAGGGAUCCUAUCCCACUGUCACCACCACCUCUGGCACCAUCUUCACCGAACUCAGUGGAUCACUCUACUAGAAUUGUAACUGUAGAGCACAAGGAAAAGGAGAUUUUUGUGAAACAAGGAUCAAAAGGAACCCCUCAAUCUUUAGGACUGAAUCUAAUCAAAAUACAGUGUCAUAAUGAAGCAGUUUAUCAAUAUCAUGUGACUUUCAGCCCCAAUGUGGAAUGCAAAAGCAUGAGAUUUGGCAUGUUGAGGGACCAUCAAACUGUCACUGGAAGUGUCACUGCUUUUGAUGGAUCCAUUCUCUAUCUACCUGUUAAGCUUCAACAAGUUCUUGAGUUAAAAAGUCAAAGGAAAACUGAUGGUAUCGAGAUCAGCAUUAGAAUUCAGUUGACAAAGAUCCUGGAGCCCUGUUCUGACUUGUGCAUUCCCUUCUAUAAUGUUGUUUUUCGUCGGGUAAUGAAACUUUUAGAUAUGAAACUUGUUGGAAGAAAUUUCUAUGACCCUACAAGUGCAAUGGUACUACAGCAACACAGAUUGCAGAUCUGGCCUGGCUAUGCAGCAAGUAUCCGGAGGACAGAUGGAGGUCUUUUCCUGCUAGCUGAUGUUUCCCAUAAAGUCAUUCGGAAUGAUUCUGUGCUGGAUGUCAUGCAUGCCAUGUACCAGCAGAGCAAAGAAAACUUCCAAGAUGAGUGCACUAAGCUUCUGGUUGGCAACAUUGUUAUAACCCGUUACAACAAUCGAACCUAUCGCAUUGAUGAUGUGGACUGGAAUAAAUCUCCAAAAGAUAGCUUCACAAUGUCUGAUGGAAAGGAGAUCACAUUCUUGGAAUACUACAGCAAAAACUAUGGAAUCACAAUUAAAGAAGAAGAUCAGCCAUUACUGAUCCACAGGCCCAGUGAGAGACAGAAUAACCAAGGGAUGCUUCUGAAAGGUGAAAUCCUUCUUCUGCCAGAACUUUCCUUCAUGACUGGGAUCCCUGAGAGGAUGAAGAAGGAUUUCAGAGCCAUGAAGGAUUUGACCCAGCAGAUCAACCUAAGCCCCAAACAGCACCACAGUGCUUUAGAAUGCUUGCUACAAAGAAUUUCAAAGAAUGAGAUAGCCACCAAUGAAUUAACACGUUGGGGCCUCUGUCUGCAAAAGGAUGUUCAUAAGAUUGAAGGACGUGUUCUACCAAUGGAAAGAAUUAACUUAAGAAAUACUUCAUUUGUCACUUCUCAGGAACUAAAUUGGGUUAAGGAAAUAACCAGAGACCUAUCCAUCUUGACUGUACCAAUGCAUUUCUGGGCACUGUUUUAUCCAAAAAGAGCAAUGGAUCAGGCCCGAGAACUGGUUAACAUGUUAGAGAAGAUAGCUGGCCCCAUUGGCAUGCGUAUGAGUCCACCGGCCUGGGUUGAACUAAAAGAUGACCGAAUAGAGACCUAUAUCAGAACCAUUCAGUCCAUGCUGGGAGUUGAGGGGAAAAUACAGAUGGUUGUUUGCAUCAUUAUGGGCACACGUGACGAUCUGUAUGGGGCCAUUAAAAAGCUGUGCUGUGUGCAGUCUCCCGUGCCUUCUCAGGUCAUCAACGUUCGAACCAUUGGUCAACCUGCCAGACUUCGGAGUGUAGCCCAGAAAAUCUUACUUCAGAUUAACUGUAAAUUGGGCGGUGAGCUUUGGGGAGUAGAUAUCCCUUUGAAACAAUUGAUGGUGAUUGGAAUGGAUGUUUACCAUGAUCCCAGCAGAGGCAUGCGCUCUGUUGUUGGCUUUGUUGCAAGCAUUAAUCUCACCCUCACAAAAUGGUAUUCACGAGUGGUAUUCCAGAUGCCUCAUCAGGAGAUUGUGGAUAGCCUGAAGCUGUGCUUGGUGGGCUCCUUAAAAAAGUUUUAUGAGGUGAACCAUUGUCUCCCAGAGAAGAUUGUGGUGUACCGUGAUGGAGUGUCUGAUGGCCAGCUAAAAACAGUUGCUAACUAUGAGAUUCCUCAGCUACAGAAGUGUUUUGAAGCUUUUGAGAACUACCAUCCCAAGAUGGUAGUAUUUGUAGUUCAAAAGAAAAUCAGCACCAAUCUGUACCUUGCUGCUACUGAGCACUUUGUGACUCCCUCCCCUGGGACUGUUGUAGAUCAUACAAUAACAAGCUGUGAUUGGGUGGAUUUCUACCUUCUUGCCCAUCAUGUACGGCAGGGUUGUGGCAUUCCAACACAUUAUAUCUGUGUUCUCAACACUGCAAACCUGAGUCCUGAUCAUAUGCAGAGGUUGACUUUCAAACUGUGCCACAUGUACUGGAAUUGGCCUGGUACCAUCAGAGUUCCAGCUCCUUGCAAAUAUGCCCACAAGCUAGCGUUCCUAUCAGGACAAAUCUUGCAUCAUGAACCAGCCAUCCAGCUGUGUGAGAACCUGUUCUUCCUGUGACAGGGUGAUCAGAAUGUGGGCAGAAUUAGAGAAUUCCACUGUGGCUUGUGCAGAUCCAACAGAGACUGACAGGGAUUUUGUGUUAGUGUUUUCUCCUUCAUCCAGUAGAGUAAGAUAACUUUUUCUCUCUUUUGAAUGGAUAUCGCUAAGAAGCAAGCUCCACUUUAAGUAUCAGCUGGAAAUUGCAUUGCUGUCUUUGUAGGGCAGUUGGGGACAGCAGUUGGGGACAGUUACUGCAGGGUGGAGUAGGUGCAUACCAGGGAGCCUCCACAGCAAAUGUAAGCUUGCAGAGGCAGCAGUCUCACCUAUAAGCUAUACUUAACUAAAUAAUUCCCUUUUUUAGUGCCAGAAGUGAUAAUGAACACAGUCAUUGAAUGUAACUUCAAAUAGAAAACUACUGUACUUUUCAAGUAUAAUAACAUUGCUGGUAUGUUUUAGAGGCUUAUAGGUAAAAACAGCUGGAGGCCUAAUCAAGCUCUUGCUGACCUGACCUUUUCUGGGGAUUGAGUUUAUUACACCUGUGACUUCAGAUGGCUUUGAAAGGAGCACUUAGAUAUUCUUUAGCUAUCCAUGACAGGGGCAGAUGCAGUUUUAACUGUAUUCAGAUGCUUUAUAGUAUGCCAUGUUGAUUUUUCCUACUAUACAUAUAUACAUACACCUCUGCUCAACAAUCUUUACUAAGUUUCAGUUUUUAAAUUAAGAAUCAGAACAUUUGAAAGUCAGCAAUUAAUAAGGUUCAAGAUGGAGUGUGAUUUUUUUCUUGAAACUUUUUUUGCAGGUGUGUGACCUUUUCUGUUGAUUUAAAUUCAUAACUUGAAGCACACUUAUUUCCCCUGCUCAGUAACUUCUUCCUGGCUGUUGACUCAUUUGUUAGAAUUUUUUCUGAAUCUAGGUUGAUAUUUACAGAAGUUGACAUUGGAAAAAAGACACUUCUGUCAAAGUCCAAACAUUUCAAGUUAGAAAUGGUAACAUGCUUGCAGGUUUCAGUGAAGCAUGUUUUUGUGUGUUUAUUUCCUCCCCACACCCUCCACUCACCUGUUUUAAAACAUUUUGCAUCUCAUCAGGGUUAAUAUAGUAUUACUUUGUUUUAAGUGAGUUUUAAAAGACAAUUUUAUUGAAACUUUUGUCUCUUUGGGGUGUGAUAGCAGGGGAGGGACAAAGCAGAAAUUCCCAUUAUAUUUGACUGUAUGAGAACAGAAAUUUUUUCUUAAAACACAGUACAAGAAGAAAAGCAAAGCAAGUUUUCACUUUGUCAAAACACCCACAGAACCUGAGCAAGGAAUUGAGUGUUGAUGGUCCUCAAGUGCAAUUCUGGUUUCAUUUGGAGUGUGGGAUGUAGGAUAAUAAUUCUAAAACCACUGAAUCAAAACUAUUUGGAUCACUGUUCUCUGGCUUAACAGAUCAGCUUUCUGGUUCUCUUUGGAAGUAUUUUGAAUUUAUCUUUUGUAUUGGAAUACCUAAUAUUCAUUUUUUUCUUCUACAAUCAGAAAAGACAAAUAUUUGAUGAUAAAACUUUCUUUGCUUUUAACUCCUGGUUUCCUUGCCUUGCUUUUCAAUUUUCAUGUCAAAUGAUUGGGUCAUGGUAUGGGAAAUAAAUUUAAAAAAUUGUAUAAA